CGACAUCAACACCACACCUGAACCGCAAAUCCAGGUCACAACUCUGCCCGGGUCUUGUGCUGAAAUUGCCUAAUCCUUGUCAAGUCUGGACCAAUAUGAACCUGCAGUCAACACGGUUUUUCUUCUGCCGCCUGAGCCGUAGCAGCCCCCAGUCGACCUUACAAUAUUUGAGCCUCACUGGUUGAUGGAAUGCUCGCUUCAUUUUGUUGCUGCGGCUGAAGGAAGAGGCGCCCAUGAGAGAGCUUUAUGGCUGUACUAAGACAUCUCGAGCCGGAUGCUCACCUGGUCGCGCGACUUCCAGCGUCUCAUCUGUGGCUAGGUGCUAAUAAUAUGCCAGGGCAGAGCUUUGAAAACUUCGAAGCACCCUGAGCUACUCGCUGGAUUUCACUUCCUCGUCUUCAUCUUUCCGAGUCUCCGAUAUCACUAUGGAGCCGGAAAAUGUCUAUGGAAUCACGGUCAUCCAUUCUCCCCAGCCCGAAGCUGCAUCAGAGUCAUCUAAGCUCUUAAGUACUCCUCAGCCUAAUCCCAGUCGAAUCGUUUUCGACCUUGUUGCCAUACAUGGUCUCAACGGUCAUGCCUUCCAUACAUGGACUCACAGGAAGAGCGAGGUGAUGUGGCUCAGGGAUCUUUUGCCGGAGCUCGUGCCAAAUAUCCGGAUUAUGACAUAUGGAUAUAACGCGCGAUUCUUGAAUUUUGCAGCUCAGCAAGACCUGCGCAACGUCACCAUGAAGUUGCUCACAGAAUUGGUUGACUUGCGUCAAUCUGAACAAGUACUUAUCGGAAUAUCCUUGAAGGCCGGUGCUGACGAUGAUGGCUUUAGGAAAAACGUCGUCCUCUUAUCUUUGUCUGCCACAGUCUUGGAGGUAUUGUGGCUAAAAAGGCAUUGACAAUACGGGUAUACGAGGAGCAGAAGUCGAUCCAGGACGCAUGCUACGGUAUAAUGUUCAUGGGUGCAUACUUGUUGAUCUGAAUCAGACUCCAUCUGCAAUGUUGAUUCUUAACAGGGACACCCCAUAAAGGAAGCAGUAUUGCUAGCCUCGGCAGCCUCCUUGCCAAUAUAAUCUCUGCUUGCACUCCUAUCAACCCUGCAACGCCUUUGUUGAGAAGCCUGAAGCCUGAUUCAAGGUUUCUCUUUGAAAUAUCAGAGGACUUUGUGCGACAGGCCACAAAUCUCAAGCUCGUCUCCUUUUUCGAGAUGGACAUGACAACAAUUGGUGGAUUCAGGAAGAAACUGAUUGUUGACCACCGCUCAGCUAUCCUCAACCUCCCUAACGAGAUUACGAUUGGUCAAAAUGCCGACCACCGCGAGCUGGCGAGGUUCAAAUCGAAAGAUGACCGCAACUUUCGACCCGUUCUUUCGCGGUUGCUCAAAUUCAAGGUCGAUAUCGAGACCGACGACCAGCACGAGACUAUAAACGAGAUAACGGUGGAAGUCUCUCCCAUUGAAGGUAGUCAGAAAUCAUUGAAGUACGAAGAAUGGGGCUGAAACAUGGUGGAAGGUACAUCAAGUGUCCUGGAGAUCCCUUUCACAGCUACAAAUGCUUUUCAUGGGAGGGAGAGUUAUUUCAAGCACAUAGAAGAUUAUUUCUUCGGCGAACCUCACAAUCAGGAUGCCCCUCGAACAUUCGCAAUUUGUGGAUCAGGGGGCUCUGGGAAAACUCAAACUGCGAUACAAUACGCACUACGAUACCGUGAAAGGUACAAGUCAGCCGUAAUAUUCAUCAAUGCCGCCUCCCAUGCGACCUUGAUAUCUGACUUCGAAAAGGUAUCCGAUCUGAUGAAAUUAACCAAAGGAACUAACAAGGUUGCUGGUGUUCAAGCCUGGCUGUCAGAUAAGAAGAACAAGGACUGGCUUUUGAUUUUCGACAACGCCGACGAUCUUGCCUCAAUCUGUCUGUCCAACUACUUUCCUCGUUCAAAAUGGGGACAUAUUCUAAUCACUUCACGAGAUCAAUCCGCAGUCGGCCUUGUGAGUGUGGAAGGAUCAUCAAUGGAGCCAUUAACUGCACCCGAGGCUGUCAAAGUGCUGCUCCAAAAAGCGCACAUCACGUCUCAUUCCGAUAAGAUACAGUCCGAUGCUGAAACAUUGGUGAACGACCUGGGGUACUUGCCAUUGGCAAUAGAUCAGGCCGCAUCAUAUGUGCUGACGAGAAAGAAAACUCUCAGCGACUAUCGCCGUCUCUAUCAUACUCGGCAACUAGAUCUAUUAAGCUAUCAUUCCAAGCUUUCGAAUUAUGACAAAACCGUCUUGACAACAUGGGAACUCAAUUUCACUCAAGUUGAACAAGACUUCCCUGCUGCCGCGAUCCUGCUGAUGAUAUUCUGCUUCCUCGACGCAGCCGCAAUUACCGACAAUAUGCUGCUAAGAGGGUGCACGAAGAUGAAUCGCUGGUCGAAACUUGGGGAGAUUGAACAGGUAUCGGCCAUUGAUGUGGGCAUUGACAGGUUCCUUGUCGAUAUGAUUACGGAUGAGGUGGCUUAUGAUGAUGCCAUCGAAAAGCUUCUGUCGUUCUCCCUGAUUCGCCGCAACAACGAUUACAAUGAAGUUCGAAGCGUCUCGGUUCACCCACUUGUGCAGUCCACAGCUACUCUGAGAGUGAGUUCUGCGGAUCAAAACAAAUGGCGGACCCAGGCCAUCCUUCUUGUGUGUCAUGCAUUUCCUAGGGAUCAGUUUAUCGAAGACACAUUUGGAGAUACCGGAAGGCCAAUGAUGCCGCAUGUGGCUCGAAUGCUGAAAGAAUUCGACAUUCUGUGCUCCCAGAUGCCGGCACCAAAGAUACUACGACAACAAGUUACGGAGUGCCUCCUCGCUGCUUCUCGCUUCCUGCACAAUUCAUGGAAGGAGGACUGUACCCGGCGCGUGAAGGACUUGAUUAAGGACCUCGACGAUCCUUUUGUCAAGGCGUGGGCAGCUCAACGGGAAGCCGCCAUUAUCCGACUGCGAGGCAAUCGGUCAGUUUCCCAGGAUACUCUGGAGCUAUAUUUGAAGCAGCUCCAUUCGAGGAAUCAACAAGUGACCGAGGAACCACUGCGUGAAAUCAAGGACGCAAGACUCAACGCAAUGCAAGGGCAGAUUAUCGUCUCCUACGCCGAGAACCUCUUGCAAGAUAACCACCUAGCAAUUUCGGAGCAAGAGCUCCUGUCAUGGAGGCCACUCGACCACGACAAGCCAUCGUCCCUGGAGAAUGUCGCACUGGCCGCCGUGCAAACCAACCUGGGUCGGAUCAUGCGCGAAAAGGGUGACUUCGAGACGUCAUUGUCGUACUUUGAGCUUUUGCACAAGGAGACGCUCCAAGACGACAAUUACGAGCACACGGGUUCCCGGCGCAUCGUCCUCUCGAACAUGGCCGACCUGUACUGUGAACUGCGACGGGAAGGGGAGGCGAUCAAUCUCGUCCAAACCGAGCUCGAUUACAUGGAGGCCAGGGGCCAUCAGCACAUCAGCAGCGGUCGUCGCCUGCAGCUCUGCCUCGCCGAGGCGUACAUAUGUCUCGGGAGGCGGACAGAAGCUCGACGCUGGCUCACGAAGGUCAAGGAUGCACUUGACGCGAUGCAGGAGCCGGACGUCCUGUCGAAGUACACCCUGUUCCGUGUCUGGUACGGGUUGGCACGCCUGGCGCACAGCUCCGGGGCGUUUGGUGAAGCCCGGGACUGCUGGCAGAAGGCCUUCGACGCGGGCUGCCUGUUGGGCUGGGAGGGCAAGUACCCCUUGAACCUCGUCAAGUACUCGCUGGCCCAUGUCCUCCACGAGCUGGGAGACCACGCCGAGGCCGAGGAGUUGCUGGAGACCGCCGAGGAAAGCAUCAAGGCGUCAGGCCGGAAGUUCUGGAUUGUGGGCAUGGCCACUUACUGGUUCGACUAUGUCCAAAUGCAGCUGAGCCAGAGCAGAGCGACGACUACUACCACUUGGACCCGCUUCGGGAAGAUGGCUGUUGGGUCUUUCGGCAGCAGCGGCGUCGCCAGCGUGGCCGAGUGAGGGACGCGACGGGCAUGUUGCCGUCGAAUGUAUAUCGCAAUAAUGAGCACCGACUCCUUCACAAGUGACGAAAGACGAUCAGGGAAGUCUUCGGCCUGACUACCUUACCUAAGGUAGGUAAUUCAGACACUACAUCAUAUCACCAGCUGCCUGGUGGAUUAAAAAACUUGGGAGUCUCGGCAGGUUUCCAUGACUUUACUGUAGCAUCUCUACAAGUAUCUUAUACGGAAAUCCUGGAGAAUGUGAAUGGUCAUGGUCCGGGAUGAGUAUCAGGAGCGCCGACCAGUUGAAGGACGGCUCGGGGCUUCAAAACCUUGGAACUUUUUUGCUUCUCGCUUUCGUUGGGUUGGGGCUGCUUCCUGGAGUGAAUGUGCGGGAAACCAAAAGGUGAUGCCAACAAGGCUAUCAUUUUCACUGUUACAGGGUAUACAGAGUAACG
Messenger RNA from Exophiala oligosperma, 4415 nucleotides. RefSeq lists its product as uncharacterized. Gene Ontology annotation, molecular function: identical protein binding. The transcript is spliced from 5 exons. NCBI's taxonomy places the organism in Eukaryota, Fungi, Ascomycota, Eurotiomycetes, Chaetothyriales, Herpotrichiellaceae. The coding region runs from base 1490 to 3976 and encodes 828 amino acids. The record is from RefSeq and is a predicted model, not a curated record.